AGCCGAGAUUCUGGAGUUUCACUGCUCUGCACGAAUGGGCGGGCGGGCGGACCCCACCGAAUUGCGAGGGCGCUAGCGCUGGCCCCGAUCCUUGCUCCGAUUUUCAGCCUCGCGUCCUCGCGUAGCGUAGCCUCGCCUGCAGCAGGAUUCACGGCGGGAGGUUUUGUUGCAGUGCGGGGUUUUUGUUUCGUGCUUUGUCGUAUGCUCUGCUCUCGUGUCCGACAAUAGAACCCUCAUUCUCGUUAUCCGCAGCGCAACGCAGUGAUGGCAGUUCAUCCCGCCGAGGGAGUUCUCGUAAUCUGGAACUGAGUGAGGAUUCCGACAGUUGGUCGAACGUGAGUACCUGAUUUGGUGAUGGAUUAGGAGAACUGGGUCCCGGAGAUUUUGAAGUAGAAGGACAAGGAGAAGGUUUUUUGUUCGCGAGGCGAGGCGAGGCUGGGCUAGUUUGAGCAAUUAGGAAUCGCGGAAUCCCGAAGAUUCGAGGCGCAGCGAGUGUAUCAACUUUGGAUGCUGAUAGAAGAUUUCGUGAUAAGAGCAGGAUUGUGGGGUGUGGGGGUUUUAGGCCUGGACGCUAGCUCGGUCGAGAACGCAGAGGGCGAGGCCGACUCUGGCGAUGGAGGCGCUGUUCAGUUGCUCGGUGGUCGGUGGGGCGGAGGGCUUUCUCAACUCCUCCUCCUCCUCAGCUUCUUCCAAUAAGCUUGGCUCUUGUUCGUGGUCUGGCUUGUCACCUCAACGCACUCUAAUUCCGGUCACCCCUCAUGCUGCCCUCAAUGGCGCCUCUGCAGGUAGGCUUGUGGCGAAAACACAAGAGCGGGGAAGGGCGAUCUGUGCCCUUACGAAAACCCGGCAACCUUCAGUAGAAGAACCAGAGAAUUUGGAGAAGGAAGCGCACAAAUACUUUGACCAAGUGGUUAUCAUCGUGAGAUCUGGCGAUGGUGGACAUGGAUCGGUUCUGGAUAUGCCCAGUUCUAGUAUGGGUCCUACCCCAAAGGUUUAUGGGCAGAGAAAGUACGAGAAGGAGAAGCCGGUUAAGAAGGAGAAGAAGACUGGAGCGCUGAAAAGAGGCUCUGAUGGGUCAUUACUCCUGCCCAUGGGUGGUCAUGGCGGGGAUGUUAUUCUCGUUGCCGAUGAAACUGUAGAUACUCUCUUGGACCUCCACAAGAAGAAAAGGUAUAAUGCCAAACGGGGAGCGAAUGUGGAUGCAUCUGGCCCCCUCACGCCCAUGCUUCGUGACGGUGCCUCGGCCUCAACUCUGCGCAUCUCUGUUCCUAUUGGUACUGUUGUCAAGCGUAAAAGAGGAGGUAAACUCCUGGCUGAUCUAUCCAAAGCGGGGGAUUCUGUUACAGUUGCUCGUGGUGGCCGAGGAGGGAUAAGCAUGUUGGAGCUUCCAAAAAACAACAGGAGAGCCGUGAGAAAUGUCAACGCCGCUAUUAUCACAGAUCCAGACGAUAAGGUGCUUACCUUGGGAUCUACAGGAGAGGAGGUGCAACUAGAGUUGACCUUGCGAGUUGUGGCUGACGUGGGUCUCGUUGGAUUUCCCAACGCUGGCAAGUCUUCACUCCUUGCAGCAGUUACUCGGGCGAAACCUGAAAUAGCUGAUUACCCUUUUACAACACUGAUGCCCAACCUUGGUCGAAUGGAAGGAAGCCCUGACAUGAACGAUGGUGGUUUCGCUUCUGGACCAACUUUAGCUGACCUUCCAGGUCUAAUCAAGGGUGCUCACUUGGGCAAGGGCCUGGGCCGCAUGUUCUUACGACAUCUUCGCAGAACCAGACUUUUGCUACAUGUGGUCGAUGCCUCUGCAGAGGAUCCAAUACGGGAUUACAAAGUUCUUCGUGAAGAACUUUACAUGUACAACCCAGAUUACGUCGCAAGGCCUCAUAUUGUGGUACUGAACAAGCUUGACCUGGCUGAGGCUCAGGAGCGAUUCGAUAGUCUUCGAGAAACGAUUAGUGCAAUGGGAGUCGACCCUGAGUCUUUACCCAAAAAAGAUACAACGAACUCAUUGGCCACCUUGGAGGACAGGGAUAGUUUGGAUUCAGAAAACAUAGACGUGGAGGCUGCAGGGAAGGGUGAGAGUUUGAAGGGCGCAAAUAAAGAUGACACAGAACUAACGGUGGAGAAUUUUCGACGUCCUGUCUCUGUAAUGGGAACCAGUGCUCGGCAAGGCUUAGGCAUGGAGGAACUUCUGGCCGAACUUAGAGUAGCUUUAGAAAAAGAGGAUGCUAAGAUGAAGAGAAAACCUAAGGACAGAAGGAAAGAGGCAAGGCCUCAGUUGUACAAAGCUCCGCAGUGGCAAAUUUAACCAAGGGUAUUCUGCUAUGUUCUCGU
Messenger RNA from Marchantia polymorpha subsp. ruderalis, 2331 nucleotides. The record is from the annotation of a GenBank genome assembly. Lineage: Eukaryota; Viridiplantae; Streptophyta; Marchantiopsida; Marchantiales; Marchantiaceae.